CGUCCCCGGAUUCUAGAUUCUUCCAUGUGGGCCCCCCGCGCGACCCCUAACUUUAUACUCCUCGUCCUCCCCCCACGCGGCCGCGUCCAGGUCAUCGUCGUCGCCUCGCCUCGCCUCGCCUUCCCCCGCGUGGCCUCGCCGUCGGAUCGAGCCACGCCGCCGCCGCCGCCGCGUCGCGGAUCCCCACGCUCGCCGAGAGGAGGAGGAGCUUCUUGCACUUUGAAGAAACAGCAAGAUGGCAGCCAAUGUUGGGGAAUCUACAAGCAGCGGCACCAAUGGCGAUGCAGCUGGGGGGAGCUUUGAAUGCAAUAUCUGCUUUGAAUUGCCACAAGAACCAAUAGUUACUCUCUGUGGCCACCUCUUCUGCUGGCCAUGUAUUUACAGGUGGUUGCACAUCCACGCACACUCUCCAGAGUGCCCGGUGUGCAAAGCUGUCGUUGAAGAGGAUAAGCUCGUUCCCCUUUAUGGGCGUGGCAAGGACCGCGUCGAUCCAAGGUCAAAGAACAUACCCGAGGCUGACAUUCCUAACCGCCCAACUGGCCAGAGGCCUGCCACAGCUCCACAGGCCGAUCCUAACAACAAUUUUGCCCAUGCCAAUCCUAAUGCUAAUGCCAAUCCAUGGUUCAUGGGCACUGGAGUACCAUUGGCUAAUGCACGGUGGGGGAAUUAUGCAUUCUCAGCUGCGUUUGGAGGCCUAUUCCCUAUGCUUAGCUUCCAAGUGCAUGGAUUUCCAGAUGCAAAUCCUUAUGCACAGCCUGCUGGGUUUCACUAUGGGUAUGGCCAUGGUCAUGGAUUCCAUGGCGGACAUAUGGGUCAUGCCGCCCACGGUGUCCCUCGACAAGGACCACUGGAGCAACCGCAGCAGGCAGACAUCUACCUGAAGGCCCUGCUAAUCAUGGUUGGAUUUCUUGUGGUUGCAAGCCUUCUUGCAUUUUAAGAUUGUUAACAGAUUCACCUGGUGAUAGAAGAUGGUAAAAGAAUUGCCAGCAUAUCCCUGUGGCGUUGUGGUGCGUGCAGUUUCUUCCUGCCAAAUGUGGCAUAAGUUAUUUUGCGUAUUUACAUGAAGUGUUCAUAGAAUAUUUGCAUGUAGAUGUAGGAUAAGCAUCUGGCUUUUUAUAGCCUCAUAUGUAGUACUAUAAUUAGGAGGAGCCAUUUUAUUUUCUUUUCUUUUUUUAGUUUUGACUGUUUUGAUGGAUAUGAUGUACAAUUAUUGGGAUGUUGUCUCCAUGUGUUGUAUACAUGUAAGAAUAGUUCUUCCCAAACUCUUGCUUGCAAUUUGCACCAAUUUCCAGUUUAUAUACAUUGAUGCUUGACAGUCAGUGUGCUGAUA
Oryza sativa Japonica Group (Japanese rice) is the source of this 1330-nucleotide messenger RNA. RefSeq lists its product as uncharacterized. Gene Ontology annotation, molecular function: metal ion binding; ubiquitin-like protein conjugating enzyme binding; ubiquitin protein ligase activity. Gene Ontology annotation, cellular component: endoplasmic reticulum. Gene Ontology annotation, biological process: ubiquitin-dependent protein catabolic process. NCBI's taxonomy places the organism in Eukaryota, Viridiplantae, Streptophyta, Magnoliopsida, Poales, Poaceae. The record is from RefSeq and is a predicted model, not a curated record.